Molecule: messenger RNA, 1295 nt
Organism: Solanum pennellii
Lineage: Eukaryota; Viridiplantae; Streptophyta; Magnoliopsida; Solanales; Solanaceae
Product: transcription repressor OFP15
Exons: 1
Coding region: 122-1033 (303 amino acids)
Biological process (GO): negative regulation of DNA-templated transcription
Source: RefSeq, a predicted model, not a curated record
UCAUAAAUUUUUACCCACCAUCACACCAACUAUUCAAAUUUCAAGAGUUAGUUCACUCCUCUCAUUAUUUUUUUUCAUUUCAUUCAAACAAAACAAAACAAAAACAAAAAAAAGGUCAAAUAUGAAACUCUCUUCUCUCUUCAAGAACUCAUCACAAAAUUCUUCUUCUUCUACAACAACAACUACUACUACUACUACUUCUCCAUGGCCAUGGUCACUACCAACUUGUGGAAAACCAAAAACACUUUCAUUUAGAUUAGAAAAGAAUCAACACAACAUUUACAACUCUACUUUUCAUCUUGAUGAUAUUAAUGACACAACAAGUUGUAGUUUUGAUGACCUUUUUAGUGAGAUUGAUGAAACAAGUUCUUCCUCUACAACAACUAUCAAUGGUCAAGAUUGUAUAGAGAAAGUGAUUAAAGGGUUGAGAUUAGAGAAAGAGAGGUUAUUUUUUGAGCCAGAAGAAACAAGUUCAAUUCUUGAUUUUCAAGAAAACAAGAUUAUUAGUAUUACUAGUAGUAAUAUUAAUAAUGUUGUUGAUGAAGGUGAUAUUAUUAGUUUUGUUCCAAUGGGAUUGGAUUCAAAUGAUCCUUUUGUUGAUUUUAGAAAAUCAAUGGAGGAAAUGGUGGAAGCAUAUGAGAUUAAAGAUUGGGAAAAUCUUGAAGAGUUAUUGACUUGUUAUUUAAAGGUCAAUUGCAAAAGUAACCAUGGUUAUAUUGUUGGUGCUUUUGUUGAUUUAUUAGUCAAUCUUGCAACUUUUAGUGACAACAAUAAUAAUGUUGGCGUUGAUAUUGGUGCUGGUGUUGGUGCUGGUGUUGAUGAGUCUACGAUAAUAAUGACAACGAUCGAUGAAGAACAACAAUGUUUAUCAUCUUCAACAACAACAACAACAACGACAACAAAUCAUUCUUUCACAUCUCCAUUGUCAUUUUGUUCUUCUUCUUGUUCUACUAGUUCAUCUAUUACUAGUACUAGUGCAUGUUUGUCUUUGUUGUUAGAAGAAGAUGAGGUUAUUCAAACAAAAAAACAUUAAUGUUGAUAGCAUUGUUUCAUUAUCUUUUGAUUUUUGAUUUUGGAACAAAGAAAUUAGAAAAAAAAAAUUAAAAUGUAUAUGUAUACUAGUGGAGUAGUAGUUCUUUUUUUUUUUCUUUUUUUUUUGCUUCUAUAAAAGUUGUUGUUGACUCUCUUUUAAUGUUUUUGGUCUUUUUUUAGUAGUAGUAGUAGUAAAUUUUUUGUUAUUUUUUCUUGUUGGUGUAGUUAGCAAGUGCAUAAAAUUAAUUGUAGUGUUAUAUUGA